Molecule: messenger RNA, 1697 nt
Organism: Pyrgilauda ruficollis (rufous-necked snowfinch)
Lineage: Eukaryota; Metazoa; Chordata; Aves; Passeriformes; Passeridae
Gene: SLAMF1
Product: signaling lymphocytic activation molecule family member 1
Exons: 8
Coding region: 220-1296 (358 amino acids)
Source: RefSeq, a predicted model, not a curated record
ACCCAAAUCUGCCCAGAACGAGGAUUUGGCUUCUCCCAGCGUUUUUGGGGCACGGAGCACAACCCCGCGCUUUGAAUAAUUUCCGACCGAAGGAGAUAAAAGGCAAAGGUUCGACUCAUUCAGCCCCCAAAAAACAGGAAAUGAGAAGCCCGGGGGUGAAGAUCUUCCUGUCAGCACCUGCUCUGAACCCUGGAGCCGCGGAGGCUCCGUGAUCCCGGGAUGGGCUCCGGGGCUUGGCUCCAGCUGCUCCUCACCCUCGGAGCUCUUUGGGGGAUCGGAGCCAAGGAAACGGUGCUGGGAAUUUUGGGAGAGGCGACGCUCCUGCGGAUCCCCCGCGAGCUGCAGGAGCGCACCGAGCAAUUCGGGGAAGCCUCCUGGAAAAAAAUCAUAAAGGAGCCCCUGACGAAGAAAUUCUUGGUGAAGAUUUCCGGCAGGAAUCACUCGGAAUUCCAGCCAGAGCGGAUGCGCUUCCGCGAGCAGAACUUUUCCUUGGAAAUCCUCAACACCAGCCGGGAUGACCAGAGGCUCUACGAGUACAGCGUCAACAAAGGGUCGGAGGAGGAGGUCUGGCAGAUCCAGCUGGAAGUGUUUGAGCCGGUGGCCGACCCCAGCAUCCGGAUCCUCCAUCGGGAAUCCUCCAACGGGAGCUGCUCGCUGGCGCUGAACUGCUCCUCGGAGCGGGGGGACAAUGUUUCCUACAGCUGGGACGGCCGGGACAACGGCACCGGGGGGAUCUGCUCCGGGAACGGCAGCGUCCUGCGCCUCUCGUUCCCCCUGCGGAGCGCGGCCUUCGGCUGCGUCUGCACCGCCCGCAACCCCGUCAGCAGCCGCCACGCCGCCUUCGACGCGGCCCACUGCGGCUCCGAGCAGAGGGGUGUCCCCAGGGUGAGGACAGAGCUCCUGGUGCCACUGGUGGUGCUCGGUGUCAUCGUCAUCAUCAUCAUCAUUGUCAUCAUGGCCAUUGUCACCUCCAGGGCCACCUGCUCGGCCAAACGUGACCCAGACCCCUCCCAGAUCACCCCGGACCCCUCCCAGGUCACCCCGGACCCCUCCCAGGUCACCCCAGCCAGCGCCACCAUCUACGCCCAGGUGCAGCGGGUGCAGAAGCCCAAAGGGACCGUCCCCAGCGCCACCGCCCUGUCCUGCACCACCAUCUACACCGCGGCCACCGGGCCACCCCCGGCCCCCGACGGAGCCCCCCGGUCCCCAGCCGGGUCCCCAACCCCGCGGGGACGCCCCCCGCUGUCCCAGGAGCCCACCACGGUUUAUGCCAGCGUGACCCUUCCCGUGGCCUGAGCCUCCCCGGGAUCCUCCCCGGGAUCCGCUCCCGGCUGGAAUGGCCGCUGAUCCCGGGGGAUCCUUUGGGGAUCCCUGAGCAGCCCCAGAAGAACCGGGGGGAGCUCUCGGCGUGUCCGGUGUCGGAUGCUCCAACGAGGACACGGGCAAGGAGCCCCCCCAUGCUGCUCCUCUGCGUCGCCUGCAUUUUAUUCUUUCCUCUCACUCGAGGGAGGAUGCGAGCACUGAAAGAAGCGAUACCUCACCGGGGCAGAUGUUCACCUGGCCGCAGCCCCUGCCCGAUGGCCUCUCCUCUCCCCUGCCCGCUGGUUGUGGGGGAAUCCCAGCGGUGGCAGAAUCUUGUCCGAGCCGGCUCGGCCCGGGGCUGCUCCCGGGGCCCGGCGGACCCGGCCCGGGGCUGC